Messenger RNA from Lactuca sativa (garden lettuce), 3950 nucleotides. It is a transcript of the gene SEU, whose product is annotated as SEUSS transcriptional co-regulator. The record is from RefSeq and is a predicted model, not a curated record. NCBI's taxonomy places the organism in Eukaryota, Viridiplantae, Streptophyta, Magnoliopsida, Asterales, Asteraceae.
GAAUAGAAAGGUAAAGAAUGGAAUGAGGAAAAUUCAAUCGGAUACAAUUCUACUUUGACGUCCGCUAGGAGAACAACACACUCUCUCUCUACUUUCUCUCUCUAAACUUACAGCGAAGAACAGGAAUUUCCUCUCAUAUCUCCAGAAAGAGAAAGAUUGAAGACAACCUGUCACUGAAGAAGGUUGAAGCUCUAUCAAAAAAAGCCCUAGAAGUCUGCACACGGAAGACUACCUAUUAUGUUUGUCUAUGAAAUAAGGAGAAUAGAAGAAAAGUGAACAGUAGACAAGUGUGUCCUGGAGCAAAAUUUACAUCGCCACUGAAUUCGUUACUCUGAGAUCAAUGAGAGAGCUCACUGAAGAUUGGUACUUUCUAACUGCUAAGACAACACUAGGAUGUUCAAGGCUAAACCUUAUCUUGGAAUUUUCAGUAAUAGACUCCUGUUUGUUAACAUUCAACAAUAUAAGCCAGUUGUCAAGAUUUUCCACUCCUUUUGGUGCACAAAAAGGACUGAGGAGUGCGAACAAACUGCCAAUUGCUUGAUGGUUUGAAUGAUACCUUACAUGCUUACUUGUCUGAUAGCUCUCUCAGUGUGUUAGAUCCUUAGGCUCAAAAAAUUUUGUGAGUUGAUGUCGUUUUAGGUUGUACCUGUUAUUUAGAAAAGUUUUGACAGUUUUUUCUUUUGGAAGAUGGUACCUCCAGGGCCACCCACUCCACUUGCUGGUGCGCAAUCUGUUCCAUCUUCCUUGUUGCGGUCAAAUUCGGGUUUAUUGGGUGGUCAAGGGGGCUCUAUGCCUUCUCAAUCUGGCUUUCCUUCCCUUGUUUCACCACGCACUCAGUUUAAUAACAUGAACAUGCUUGGAAAUGUGCCAAAUGUAUCUUCCCUCCUUCAUCAAUCUUAUGGUAAUGGAGGGCCAAGUUCAGGGAUGUCCAGCUCCGGGAAUACCCUCAGGGGUAUAAUUGACAAUGGAGCCGACAAUGAUAUUUUGUCCAACAUAGGAAACGGGAUGGCUUUCAACGCCCCUUCUUCAUCUCUUGGUCCAUCAAAUAUGAUACACUCAAAUGCACCAGGUCAAGGUCAAGUCCCUGGUCAACAUUUUCCAAAUUCAUCCGGGAACCAGAUCUUGCCAGAUCAGCAACAGGGCCAACAGCGUGAUCCUUCAAACAUGCGACAGACUCAGCAGUCUUUGCAGCAGUAUGGUGUCCCCAACAAUAACCAUCAACAGCAGCAGUAUCAAACAAGCCAAGGCGGUUUAGGUGGUGUUGGACAGGUGAAAAUGGAGCCACAGGUGGCAAAUGACCAACACGGGCAAAACCCUCAACAGAUGCAAGCCUUGAGAAACCUUGGUCCGGUUAAAAUGGAAUCACAGGUUCAGACCAUGAGAAACUUACCACCUGUAAAAAUGGAGCCCCAACACUCUGACCAGUCAUUGUUUCUGCAUCAACAGCAACAGCAGCAACAACAGCAGCAGCAGCAACAACAACAGCAGCAACAACAGCAACAGCUGCUUCACAUGUCCAGGCAAUCUCCUCAGGCUUCUGCUGCACAAAUGAAUAUGUUGCAGCAACAAAGAUACUUGCAGCUACAACAUCAACAACAACAGCAGCUUUUAAAGAGUAUUCCUCAGCAACGCUCCUCAAUUCAACCACAGUUUCAACAACAAAAUUUAGCAAUGAGGUCAGCUGCAAAACCUGUGUAUGAACCAGGAAUGUGUGCAAGGCGGCUGACUCACUACAUGUAUCAGCAACAACAUAGGCCUGAAGACAACAACAUUGAGUUUUGGAGAAAAUUUGUUGCUGAAUACUUUGCACCUAAUGCUCGGAAGAAAUGGUGUGUUUCUUUGUACGGAAAUGGACGUCAUACUACUGGAGUUUUUCCUCAGGAUGUAUGGCACUGUGAGAUAUGCAAUAAGAAACCAGGGCGUGGCUUUGAGGCUACUGUGGAAGUUCUUCCCAGGCUUUUCAAAAUAAAGUAUGAAAGUGGGACACUGGAGGAGCUUCUUUAUGUUGAUAUGCCUCGAGAGUAUCAGAAUUCUUCGGGUCAAAUUGUCCUGGACUAUGCAAAAGCCAUACAAGAAAGUGUUUUUGAGCAACUGCGGGUUGUCCGUGAUGGUCAACUACGGAUUGUCUUCUCUGCAGAUUUGAAGAUAUGUUCUUGGGAAUUCUGUGCUCGGCGCCAUGAAGAGCUUAUUCCUAGGAGAUUGCUGAUACCACAGGUUAGUCAACUUGGUAAUGCAGCUCAGAAAUACCAGGCUUCAACUCAAAGUGCUUCAUCAAGUUUAUCUGUACCAGAAUUGCAGAACAAUUGUAAUAUGUUUGUUGCUUCGGCUCGUCAAUUGGCGAAAGCAUUGGAAGUUCCAUUAGUUAAUGAUUUAGGGUAUACAAAGAGAUACGUCCGAUGCCUUCAGAUAUCAGAAGUGGUGAAUAGCAUGAAGGAUUUGAUUGAUUACAGCCGAGAAACUAGGACUGGGCCUAUGGAGAGCUUAGCGAAAUUUCCUAGAAGGACAUCUUCAACAAGUUCGUUUCACAAUCAAUCCCAACAACCGGAAGAACAACAAAAGCAACAAAUGCAUCAACAGCAGCAGCUUCAAACAACAUCAAACAACGAAACAUCUGCUAUGCAUAUCACAUCCACUAAUGGCAUGCCAAGUGUAAAUAACUCUAACUCGGCACCCCCAACUCCUUCCAACAGCACCAUUGCCGGCCUCCUCCAUCAGAACUCCAUGAACUCCCGCCACCAAAAUCCAUACGCCGCCGCCGGCGGAAUCCAGAUUCCCUCCCCUGGAUCCUCCAGUACAGUACCACCGCCACCUAACCCUAACCCUAACCCUUCUCCUUCCCCUUUCCAGUCUCCAACAGCAUCCCUUUCUAACAGCGCAAUGGCGGUGUCGGUCCCUGAUGCCGAUGCCAAUGACUCGCAAAGCUCGGUCCAGAAAAUAAUACAGGAAAUGAUGAUGUCAUCACAACUGGGUGGUGGUAAUGAUUCCGGUCUUGUCGGGAAUGGGAAUGGGAAUGGGAAUGGGAAUGUGAACAGCAUCAUUACGAGCGGUGGAAUUGGGGGGAUGGGUGGUCAUCAAGCGGGUAUGAUGAACGGAAUGCGAGCUGCCAUGGGAGGUCAUAAUUCUUUGAGUAUGAACGGAAGGGUAGCAAUGUCAAUGGCAGCUAGAGACCAGAUGAUGAACCAUCAACAUCAGCAGCAUCAGCAUCAGCAUCAGCAUCAGCAUCAACAUCAACAACAUCAACAUCAACAGCAUCAGCAGCAACAGGAUCUGGGGAGCCAAUUGCUUAACGGUCUUGGAGCUGUGAAUGGGUUCAAUAAUUUACCUUUUGACUGGAAACCAUCUCCAUAAAAAGGCAACAUUGUUCAAACUAUUCUAUAAAAUGCAGUGGGAGAUUUUUAAAUGAAAAAAGGUACACUGGCAUAGUGGCAUGCAUGAUGAUGAUGAUGAUGAUGGUGGUGGAGGAUGGUCAUGGGGGUGGGAUACAAUAUAUAUUAUAUAUAUAUUUAGGGACUGGACAAAAAGAAAUGAAAGGAAAGAAAGUAAAGUAAGUUGGUGUCCUGCAUUGUACUACUAAUUCCAGAGAUGAAAGGAAAGAUAUAGCAUGAUGGGAGUCGGUUCUAUUUUUCAUUUUGCUUUUUUUGUUUCUGGUUUAUGAUUUUUGUUUUUUUUUUCUUCUUUGCAUGGGAAUGGUUUUUUUUUUCUUAAAAUGUUGGUUGAUUUUGUUGGGACUUGGGAUACCUUUUAAUGAUUGGAAGUGGGGUAUGGCGCCCCUAAAGUAAUGUUGUUGACAAGGAAAAAGGGAAGUAUCAGCAGGUGGGGGAUGUUCUGCCCGAUACACUCUUUGUAGUAGUAUGAUGUCUGAGUGCUAUAUCUCUUUCUCCACUAGAAGUGAGUGUAUAUAUUCUAUGGAAUGUUGGAGCAGUUUAAUCUAGAAUUUAGUAUUUUUCUUC